Messenger RNA from Cuscuta europaea, 3486 nucleotides. The record is from the annotation of a GenBank genome assembly. NCBI's taxonomy places the organism in Eukaryota, Viridiplantae, Streptophyta, Magnoliopsida, Solanales, Convolvulaceae.
GUGUAAAUGCGCGUAACGUUUUUCUGAAGUCUAAUGGGAGCAGAGAAAAUGCGCAGUUAAUACUACCAUGACUGUUCUGGUGGGUAGCUUCACGAACAAGACUAGAAACUCACCCUUCGCGGCUUAUCCUCCGCAUCUUCCAUCUCCAUUUCUUCAUUUUCUACACUAAAGUGGCGCUGAGUAGCAGUUGGGAGAAGGAAAUUGGGAUUUGCUCUCUCUCGUCGAUGAGACUCCAUGUCGAAGAUGAAGCAUUUACUCCGGAAACUUCACAUCAGCAGCGGCGCAACCGAUCAACAACAUCAUCCGCAUCACCGCCCCCCACUAAUUGAUCCGCCUCCGCCGUUUGGGGAAUCAGACACCGCGUUGACCUCGACCUCAUCUUCAUCCGAAACCACGCCGUCUUCGUCAGCGGCAUUGCCCACUGGUGGGCAGUUCAAUUCGGGGUCGGAUUCGGCCCCCGACUUUAAUUUCUUUGAGGAGGAGUUUCAGGUCCAACUGGCCUUGGCGAUCAGCGUGUCCGACCCGGAUUCCCGUGAGGAUCCGGAAACGGCGCAGAUCAAGGCUGCGCAACAGAUUAGCUUAGGUUGUUCUCCUUCUGAGACCCUCGUGGAAUUUAUGUCGCGUCGCUACUGGAGUUACAAUGUUGUAAAUUACGAUGAGAAGGUGAUGGAUGGGUUCUAUGAUGUUUAUGGAUUUAAUUCAAAUGAAGUGUCACAAGCCAAGAUGCCACUCUUAGUGGAUCUUGAAGCAAUUUCUGUUUCAGACGAUUUCGACCAUGAAGUAAUCUUAGUGAACCGCGCUGCUGAUGUGGAAUUGCGACAACUAGAGGAUAAAUUGUCCUUUAUAUCUAGGGAGUGCCGGGCUUUGAUGAAGCUACCUCUUACAAAUAUCUUGGUUCAGAAAAUUGCUGACUUAGUUGUUGAUAGAAUGGGAGGUUCUGUUAAUGAUACUGAAGAAUUGUCUAGGAGGUGGAUUGCUCGGAGUUUUGAAUUAAGGGUUUCUUUGAACUCUAUUAUACUUCCACUUGGUUGUCUUAAUGUUGGACUCUCUCGGCACAGGGCCUUGCUUUUUAAGGUACUUGCAGAUAGAGUAAAUCUUCCAUGCAAACUAGUGAAAGGGAGCUACUAUACUGGGACUGAUGAAGGAGCUGUUAACUUGGUAAAAUUUGAGAAUGGAAGUGAGUACAUAAUUGAUCUAAUGGGUGCACCCGGUACUCUUAUUCCUGCUGAAGCACCAAAUUCUCAAUUUCAGAGUCAUGCAUUAGAUAUGAAGAGUGGUUCACCUAUUUCUGGAAAUUCCUUUUUGAACGUUGAUGCAAAUGGGGAUUGUAUAGGUGCCUUGGAUAGAACUCAAAGCAAGCACGUUAAAGUUGACUCUGGGAAUCUUCUUCUAUUAUCAAGCAGAUUAUCUGAGGGUUCAGCAAUUUGCACUGAUAAUUCAUCAGAUCAGCAGGCUUUUAAAGUUGACAAUGUUUGUGAGUAUUUCAGAACUGCUGGAGAAAUCCCCAAUCACAUACAGAUACCUCAAAAUAUAUCUCCAGAGGACAAUGUUUAUACACCCUCAAAUGGUGUUGUAGUAGAAAUGGAAAGAGUUGGAGAAGAUCAUAUAUCAGAAAAUUUGGUUUUUGAUAGUGGAGUAUAUAAAAAAAGAAUUGAGCAUUCUAUUGUACCUUUUACUGGAGUACAUUUGCCAAGAAUUGACACCUUUCAUGGCAAUAAAAAACAAUCUAGUGGUGGCUGGCCUAAAGAGCUCGAGAAUAAUGCUUAUAGUUAUGCUUCAGGUAACGACUUCUACAGGGAGGUUGGGAAUUUUACUAAUAAUAGUUGUAACGAGAAAGAAUCUUCUCUUAAAGUAGCUGAAAUGGAAAGUUACCUGCCAUGUAAGUCGUACGCUCUGCUCAAAGAACAAGUUGAUCCCAUGCUGCUUGCAGUGGCAGAUUGGGAAAUUCCAUGGGAGCAUCUUCAGAUUGGUGAACGCAUUGGUAUUGGAUCAUAUGGGGAGGUUUACCGCGCCGAAUGGAAUGGCACAGAAGUUGCUGUAAAGAAAUUCAUGAAUCAGGACAUCACAGGCGAUGCACUAGAACAGUUCAAAUGUGAAGUAGAAAUUAUGUUGAGGUUGAGGCAUCCAAAUGUUGUCCUCUUCAUGGGAGCUGUCACUCGUCCCCCAAAUUUAUCCAUACUAACGGAAUUUCUACCAAGAGGGAGCUUAUAUAAGCUAUUGCAUCGUUCCACAACUGAAAUUGAUGAAAAAAGACGUAUGCGGAUGGCUUUUGAUGUGGCAAAGGGUAUGAACUAUUUGCAUACGAGCCAUCCUAUCAUUGUUCAUCGAGAUUUGAAGACUCCAAAUCUACUUGUUGAUAAAAAUUGGGUUGUGAAGGUUUGUGAUUUUGGGAUGUCCCGCAUGAAGCACCAUACAUUUCUCUCUUCAAAGUCAACUGCUGGAACGGCCGAGUGGAUGGCCCCUGAAGUUCUGAGAAAUGAACCAUCAAAUGAAAAAUCCGAUGUGUACAGUUUUGGUGUAAUCUUAUGGGAGCUGGCGACUCUGCAAGUACCAUGGUCAGGGAUGAACUCGAUGCAGGUCGUAGGGGCUGUAGGCUUUCAGGGUAGACGUCUCAUUAUUCCCUCCCAGGUUGAUCCCAUGGUGUCAGAGAUUAUAACUGACUGCUGGAAACAAGAUCCACAGGCACGGCCUUCUUUUGCACAAAUCAUAACCCGUCUCAAGUUUCUUCAGCAUCUAAGUCUUAAGGAAGCAGAAGCAAUCCAUACAUAUCAGCAGCGAUGAGGCAGGGGAGAGGGAUUGUAAAUUAAUCAAUGUCAGCUUGCCACCACAGGCUGAAUGGAUCAAAACAUCAAACAGAAAAUAUAUUAGGAUCACAAAAGUGUUGUAGCAGCUAAGAAGGAUUAAAGAACAUGCAAACUCAGACUGGGGUGCAUCAGGAGGUGUUGGUUCAUUCGAAGUGGGAACUCAACACCGUCGGAUUGUACCCUCCCAUGUCAGCGGCUGCGCAAAGUGCAGCCCAAAGUAUGAAAAAAACAAGUUAAAAUCUUAAAAAAAGGAGAAAAUAAAGGGUCUCAUAAAAAAAGUAGUCUUUUAUGGUUGUUAUAGUAAAUGAUGUGGUGUUAAUUAUGCAAUCAGCCCCCCUUCAAAGGAGGUGGGAUCCGUGGCAUGUGGAAACGCGGAAGGGUUUUGAAUCUGUGGAGGCCAUUAAGGAUGCAAUUGUAAAACAAAUGGCCUUCGUCGAUAUGUAUCAAUAGUAAAAAAUAAGGAUAAAAACGAAGAAAAUUGGUCGCUUUAUCAGUUUAUCAUGUGUUUCUCCGAGUCCGAUUUUAUAAGCCAUUGAAAUGAAUUUGCAUUCAUUUAUUUAGACUUGGGUAUUUUUGCUUGAUGUGUUAGCUUUACGCGUAACCAUGGCUUUUGUAUCCAAUAAGAUGUUAAGACAAGUACGUAGUAUAUGCUAUACAUUCAUGUCUUUUUUUUUGAACGACC